This is a messenger RNA of Dendrobium catenatum, 1071 nucleotides long. Its product is annotated as cyclin-A3-1. Gene Ontology annotation, biological process: regulation of cyclin-dependent protein serine/threonine kinase activity; mitotic cell cycle phase transition. NCBI's taxonomy places the organism in Eukaryota, Viridiplantae, Streptophyta, Magnoliopsida, Asparagales, Orchidaceae. Gene Ontology annotation, molecular function: cyclin-dependent protein serine/threonine kinase regulator activity. The record is from RefSeq and is a predicted model, not a curated record. The transcript is spliced from 8 exons. Gene Ontology annotation, cellular component: cytoplasm; cyclin-dependent protein kinase holoenzyme complex; nucleus.
AUGGUUCGCAAAGAGAAUCUGCCCACCAUUGCCGCGUCUAAGAAGCGCUUUGCUGUCUCCGCCAUCUCUUCACCGAUGAAGCGCAAGCGCCGCGCGCUCGCGGAGCUUCCUCCCGCUUUCACUAACGCCGCCCAUGGCCCCAGAACUCGAUCCAGAGUUCAGAAAGAAGAGAAGAGACGCUCCAAGCCUGCACCAGAUGAGCUCUCAAACAAUGACAAUGGCGAAGAUGAUCCCCAGUUGUGCGUUCCUUACGCCGCCGACAUUCUUGCUUAUCUCCGGUUUAUGGAGGCAGAGCAGAAGAGGCGGCCGAUGGGGAAUUAUAUGGAGAAAGUGCAGAAGAAUAAUAUAUCGGCAAAUAUGAGAGGGAUUUUGGUGGAUUGGUUGGUAGAAGUGGCUGAGGAGUAUAAGCUCGUACCUGAUACACUCUAUCUUGCAGUUUCUUAUGUCGAUAGAUUUUUGUCUUGUUAUACAGUCGAUAAGCAAAAAUUACAGCUUUUGGGGAUUUCUUCUCUGCUCAUUGCAUCGAAGUAUGAAGAGAUCGAGCCACCAAACGUGGAGGAUUUUUGCGAUAUAACUGAUAACACAUACACAAAGAAAGAGGUGGUAGAGAUGGAAGCUAACAUACUAAAAUUCUUGAAUUUCGAGAUGGGCAAUCCAACAGUUAAAUCAUUCCUAAGGAACUUCAUUAAAGCUGGUGCUGAAGACAAGAAGGCUAUUAAAUCCUAACAUUGUUCCUAUUUUCAGUCAGAUUUAUUGGCUAAUUAUCUCGCUGAGCUGAGCUUGCUGGAUUAUGACUGCAUUCGGUUUUUGCCUUCUAUGAUUGCUGCAUCUAUUUUAUUUCUUGUAAGAUUCUCCAUGAAUCCAAAUAGGCAACCUUGGAACUCAAAGCUGCAAGAACACACAGGCUACAGCUCCUCUGAUCUUAAAGAUUGUAUAUUUGCUCUGCAUAAUAUGCAAAUGAAUCUAAAGUUCUCAUCUUUAACUGCCAUCAGAGAAAAAUAUAAGCAGCAGAAGUUCAAGGCUGUCUCAAUCAUGAUUGUUCCUCCAGAAAUCCCAAUCUUCUACAUUUGA